AUGGCAGCCGAGGGUGGAAGGAGGGGUCAAGCUCCUGAUACCCAGGAGGUAACCUUUAUCUUCCCACUCAAACAAAACCAGUCCUGUUCCUACAGAGUGCAAGGUCUCAGGAUCCUGACACUGCUGAAGACAUCUCCAGAGAGACUCAUCAACAACUGGAGAGAUAAAUACAAGAAUAAAUACAAGAAAAUUGUUCUGCUGAAAGGAUUAGAGGCCAUCAAUGAUUAUCAUUUUAGCUUAUUCAAGUCUUUACUGGCCCGUGAUUUAAGACUGACUAGAAAAAGGCUAGUUAAAUGUGACAGAAUUGAGAUUGCUGACUUGAUGGAGGAUGAAUUCCAAAAUGAUACUGGAGUGGGCAAACUGAUAGCAUUGUUCAAAGAGAUACCGGACCUGAGAGAACUUGCUGAAACUCUUUGGAAAGAGAAGUUAAAAGCAAAAGGAAAAACUCCAGCAAAAAAAUUCAAGCAAGGACAAGUAGGUUGUUUAUUCAUACCAACUGCCAGCAACACUCUCACAUCUGAAGAAGUGGUGGGCACUCCCAAGCCUCAGGUCCUGAAGGAGCUGCAGAUCCACCGCUACCAGGGUGACUCCCUAGCUCCCCAGGCUUCAUCCGUUCCACCCAGCACUCCCUCGGCUCAGGUGGUCAAGGGUAAGAAGAAACCAGCCAGUUACUUCAAAAUCUGGAAGUUGAAGUUAAGAACUGCCCUCCAAAUCAACUCACUGUCUUCAACAGUGAUUCUAUUAAAAAAAGAGACUUGUAUAUAAAUCAUA
Molecule: messenger RNA, 771 nt
Organism: Dipodomys ordii (Ord's kangaroo rat)
Lineage: Eukaryota; Metazoa; Chordata; Mammalia; Rodentia; Heteromyidae
Product: pyrin and HIN domain-containing protein 1-like
Exons: 6
Coding region: 1-765 (254 amino acids)
Biological process (GO): cellular response to interferon-beta; activation of innate immune response; positive regulation of interleukin-1 beta production
Cellular component (GO): nucleolus
Molecular function (GO): double-stranded DNA binding
Source: RefSeq, a predicted model, not a curated record